This is a messenger RNA of Ooceraea biroi (clonal raider ant), 3201 nucleotides long. RefSeq lists its product as uncharacterized. NCBI's taxonomy places the organism in Eukaryota, Metazoa, Arthropoda, Insecta, Hymenoptera, Formicidae. The record is from RefSeq and is a predicted model, not a curated record.
GCAAUAUCAUUGUUAUAUGACUGUGUUUGCUGGGUAUUAUCUAAAAUAUCUUCCAAGAUAAUAUAUAGCCAAUACAAUAUCUUUGUGCCUUCCCAUAUACGUUUGUAUAAACAAUUGGAAAGUACCCUUUAGUGUGAAGAAUCUGGUAUUACUACGCUAGGCUUUACUUUUCAAUAUGGCAGAAUCUACGAAGACGGCAGUCGUACACGCAUAACUAUCGUCUCAAAACGUGAACAGUGUCAAGAUUUUGUGAAUGUGAACAAAAGAUACACCACGUGGCAACCGCGUGUAACAAAGGAUAUAUCACGUGACAACUUAUAACGAAGUACACCUCCUUUUGUAUCAUUAUUUUUAUAUUUGGCAAUGGUACAACGAUUUCGCUUACAAAAAUUUAUUUUAAAAAUAAACAGAUUUAUGUUACUGGUAAAAAAUACUUGAAUAUUAAGUCAUUUUUUCACAUUCCAUGUGACUCUUUAACUAUUGGAAUUAAACAAAUUAACGAGUUACAAUAUGAGCUAAUAACUGUUCCAUUGUCUAAUAUUAAAUCAAAAUGUGUAAAACUGCCUUUAUGUGACAAAGAAGCUGUAGUAUUGCCUUUACUACACCAACAAGAAAUAUGUUUAUGAUUAUUAAUAAUGGCGAAAAAUUUCGCUGUCGUAACUUUUACAAGCGAUGGGAAUAAUGAAGAGGAGAUUGUAUCAGAAGUUCCAUCUUUAUGGCUUUCUCCCAAUUUAAUACAAUGCUGGUGGCCAACGGUAAAAAAUAUAAAUACGUUUAUCGCAAAACAAAUUCCAUCUGUUACUAAUGAUCCUAAAUGGUCACUUCAUCCCAUUAAAUUUCAUGGAUAUUAUGAUUCAUUAGAUCAAGCUAGACAGAGAGCAACGAACUAUUCUUCAAGCGAAGAAAGCAAUAUAAAUAAAAUAAAGAAGUCACGCACAAAACAAUUACCAAAAAUUGUUUCUAACAAUGAGUCUGAAUCUGAUUGUAAUGUCUCACCUUCAAUUAUAUCAAAUCCACCAAAUCUUACAGAUAAAAAUAUCCUACAAUUAGUCGAUAAAAUAUCAAAUAUUUUUAAUUCAUCAGUUAUAAAUGAUAUUAACAUGGAGGCUCUUGAGGGAAUUAUAGUAUCACACAAAAGCAUACAGGACGUACAUACAUUAGUAUCAGAAAUGUUCGAUAAAAUGGAAGAUCAUUUUAAAAAAUUAUAUACAGCUGUAACUACAGUUUCAUUAGAAAUACAAGAUCUAAAUGUUCGUUUAACAAACAUAGAAAAACAAAAUAAUCAACAUAAGCCUGAAGUAUCUGGUAUGGAUAUAUCAAAUAUGCGACGAUCUUUUCCGUUUCAAAGUAUUGAUGAAGUCAUAGCUUUUGAAAACAGUUCACAAAUUACAGAUGAGUACAACAAAUUUGUGUUGUAUAUAUCUCGCAUAGGUGGAAGGUCCGCUAAGGAAACUUUAAUUCGUAUAUACCGAACUUUAUUUUCCAAUGAAGUUGCCAAAGUAUCGUCUUGGAAAGGAUUACGCAAUCAUUUAAAAAUCAGUAGCUUAAAGUCUAUAUUAAUGGGAAUACAAGCAACAAUUUCGGAUCAACAUCAAUUCACAAACAAAGAGUUUGAAGAUAUCACAAAAGAAUGGUUCCGCCAAGGUGGUCAGAGGCUUAACAGACAACAAAAAGACACCGAAGAAAUUUUGGUGUUCUAAAUUCGAAACACUACACCCCUAACAGCACAUGAUAUCAUUCGAAUAUUCUAUACACAUACUGUGAAUGUACGUACUGAACAUAAUAUACUGAGAACAUCCCUACAAUAUCUCUUAUAGUAUAUUAUUUCUUGUAUAUUCUCAGAAUAUACUUUUAAUAUCUUUUUCAGUAUAUUAUGUUUCGUAUAUUCUUCAUAUAUUCUUAGAAUAUACUUUCGAGUUAUGCAGAUAGUAGCGCAUUUUACGUCAUUUCCGAUAUUGCCGGUACCAGUUUUCUUGAUUGUCGCCUGAUACCGCAUGGUUUUUGGUUGGUCUCUAAGAAUUAUCGACGAAUUUAGAGGUAAUCUUUAGUUCUUUUCUAAAUAUUUUAUUAGACAUAAAAUGAAGUUUAAGAAUAUUUUAUUUGUAUGUAUAUUUUUGAAUUUUUAAGUUCGUACAUAAGUGUUCUUUAACAUAUUAAGAACAUAAUUUGAAACGCGCUUAUUAAAUAUACUGGAUAGCGUAGUGGACUAGAACGAGGGCUGUGGAGCUCAACGACGCAGGUUCAAAUCCCGUGUGAGGUAAGUGGAAAUUUUAAUUAACAAAAUGUAUAUAGUAUACAUAUAUAUCAAAUAGCAAAGCUCAGGAGUAAAUAUAGUAAGAAUAUAUUAAUUGAUAAAUAGGUAAAAAUUAAUUUUUUUAUAUAUAUUUUUAAUCUAGCCCAGGCUAGCUCAUUACUAGACAAAUAUAUUUGUCUAGUGGCUAGGACUUCUAAAUGGCUCAGUACUAGCUACGUUUGCUAGACGGGGGCUACAAUAUAAAUAAUAUAUAAAAUAUAUAAUAUAAAACACGUAUCGGCUAGCUAGUGACUGCGGCUACCGACUAGGUUAAAUUUCCACUCGGGAUACUGGAAACGUUCUAUUAAUAUACUAUCAAUAUACUGAAAGAUAUUCGCAGUAUAUACUAUGAACUAGGAAAAAGUGGACAUUAGAUCAUUCUCAGUAUGUACUCAGUAUAUCGUGGUACGUAUCUCGAAUGUUCUGAGAAUAUUCGCAACAUACUUUUGCGAUAUUCUCCGAACAUUCUUAAUAUCUACAUGUGCUGUUAGGGACUGUCUAUUUUUAUUAUGAGUUAAGUUCUUAACAUCGUUAUUUGAAUUAAAUAUUUCUUUUAAGAGAAUUAGCAGAAUGAAUAUACAUUUUGAUAUUUGUAAUUCUUCCUUCGACAACUUUUUAAUUACAAACAGUAUAAUAUUGUAUAACAUUAUUGCUUUUUCCAAUAAUAUCGAAUUACUUGCAUUUCCAUUUUCGUUUAAAUUAGAUACAAUGUGUAUUUUUGUUUAAAUUAGAUUGUUUAAAUUAGAACUCUAACGGUACACCUAUGUAUUUUUGACGCAUAUUAUUAAUUAUACAUGAAUAAAAGUAUACACUUUAACGUGUAUGUUCAUGAAAAGAUCAUUGAUGUAAAAAUUAUAGUUCUCAUGCGAGGAGAAGUCUAGUAAAACUUACUUCUUAUUAACGUACAG